Messenger RNA from Microthlaspi erraticum, 744 nucleotides. The record is from the annotation of a GenBank genome assembly. Lineage: Eukaryota; Viridiplantae; Streptophyta; Magnoliopsida; Brassicales; Brassicaceae.
AUGGCUAGUUCUGCAACUCUCUUCCUCCUCUUUCUCACUAUCUCAGCCUUCUCAUCAUCCUCCAUUGAUGGCGCGCAGCUAAUACUAGUGAAUAACUGUCAAGUGAGUAUAUGGCCUGGAAUUCUCGGCGGCGGAGGCCAAAUCACGCCGAGAAACGGCGGUUUCCACAUGGGAAGCGGCGAAGAAACGAUCAUAGACGUACCGGAUAAAUGGUCCGGUAGGAUUUGGGGUCGACAAGGCUGCAUCUUCGACCAAAACGGCAAAGGCUCAUGCCAAACCGGAGAUUGCAACGCCGGUUCAAUCAACUGCCAAGGAACCGGAGGUGUACCGCCAGCAACCGUCGUUGAAAUGACUCUAGGCUCGUCUUUCUCGCCGCUUCAUUUCUACGACGUGAGCCUCGUCGACGGAUUCAACCUCCCGGUUUCGAUGAGACCCAUCGGCGGCGGAGCCGGAUGCGGCGUGGCGGCUUGUGAAGUCGAUUUGAAUGUUUGCUGUCCUUCUGCUCUGGAAGUCAAGAGAGAUGGUAAAGUCGUCGGAUGUAAAAGCGCUUGCUUGGCGAUGCAAUCGGCGAAGUACUGUUGCACCGGAGAGUACGCGAAUCCCAAGGCUUGUAAGCCGACGAUCUUCGCGAAUCUGUUUAAAGCGAUUUGUCCAAAAGCUUAUAGUUAUGCGUAUGAUGAUUCGAGUAGUUUGAACAAGUGUAGAGCUUCUCGUUAUGUUAUCACUUUCUGUCCUCCAAAGUGA